GUAAUAUGCUAUAAAAUCAGUCGCUCUCUUCUCCUAAAACACGAAACUCUGAAUCUAGGAGAAUACUUUAUAUGCAAGUUCUGCUCCGAAACUAGGAGAACAAUAAGGCAUAUAUGACUUCACCAGUGCAUUAAAAUUAGGUAGCUAUAUGAGGGAUGUAGUUUGAAAACCUUAAAUGCUACAAUGUGAUGCAAGGGUUAAAAUUUUCAUGUGUUAUCUGUUAUAAGUAUUUAAGAAAUACACAUAAAGGUUUGCUUUUAAUUAUGGUGAAUGACAAGAAAUAGACAGAUCUAGACUUCUAGUCUGCACAGAAUCUGGGCUCAGAGCUUAAACCAGAAUAAACUGUCUUUGGAUUCUUUAGUCGUAUAGAUACAAAAAAUUAAGUGUUAUACCAAACGAUGAUGAAAGAGAGCCGCGUAAACAUGUUAUUUACCACUCUGUUCUCAUGAUUGCUCUAAGCUUCCAGCUCAAGGCAGCAUUUUGAAUCAUCAUGUUUAUGGGUCCUAAUCUUUAUUAUAGAAGAUCAUUAACCUCCCCACAUAUGCAGAAAGAGGCAUGAUAAAGUAUAGUAUUGCUUAUACAUACUUUGAACUAUUAUUGAUGUUGGUACUUUAUUAAGGGUUGUGCGCAUAAUUAUAGUGACAGGUAUCAGGUAACAUCACUCUGUUACAUAGCUGCAUACAGAUUUUUUUUAAAGGCAGGUCUCAUAUUAUAUACCUUGUGCUUUUAUCGUUUUUGAGCAAAUACAUGGCAAACUUUACAAAUUUAUCUGAAAGAGAAGAUUAAUCUAAAAAGUCACUCACUCUUCUCAAUAUAUUGUUGGGGAAAAAAUCAAACUCUCAUCCACAUGAAGAAUAAUUAUUGAAGUACCCAUAAAAAAAAGCGAGGACAUGCAUGUUAAGUAAACAAUUCAUCUAAAACUUUACAGUGUUAUACGAAGACCGUAUAUAUUAUUCAACAAUGCAUGUAUUAUAUUUCAAGUGCGGGUAAUUGACAAACUUGUGAAAUUCUCAUUCUUCUGUGCUUCCUCCUCAACUCAUAGAGUGUGAAAAAUAGCAUUUCAGAUCUAUUUGCAACUCUUCAUUUUUAGGAAUUUUGUUAGCUAGAAAUUGCAGGUUUACAUUUUUGCUGUAGGGGGAGGUAGACCCAUAUUUGAGGAUAACUUUCUGCUUGCCAAUAAUUGAAAAGAAACUAAUAAGAAAUUCACAGUUAAACUCUUCACAUGGCUUCAUCACAAUGGAAGUGAAACUGAUCUUAUUGUUAUCUUUUAACAAAUAAAAGAAAUAAACCUUACUCUAGUCCACAUUCCCCACCAUGAAAUUUCUGACCAGUGACAUGCUGAUAAUAACAUGCAUCCUUUUCAUAGAAGUUUCUAUCAAACAUCUUCUUUUUCUCCUCAACUUCAGUAGUUGUGAAUAUAAAUAGGUGUAUAUAUAAGUCACUCCUCGCCAGAGGAUUCCUCGAUGAGAAAGGGUAAGUUUCUUUAAACCGAGCAUACUGAUUUAGAUUUCUAUCUUCAUUAAUGUUUUCUUCUGUACGCAAUCAUUAUGGAAACUGACAUUCUCCUAAAUCUGUGCUAAAUUUGAGAAUGACAUUUAGCUGUAAUAGUUGCAAGUGGCUAUCAAAGAGGACCGCAGACACUCAUUGUAAUGUUGCUUAGUGUUAUAUAUUUAUUGAAAUUUAGCUUUUGCGAUUGCUCUGUCAUACUUAUUCCAGGUUAAACACCAUCAUUUUCUUACAGCUAAUACCAGUGUUUUGUUUACAUGAUCAUUACUUGAAAUCUUUUCUAAAUUUCAGGGUUGGGAGCCUUUUUAUUUAAGAUUUGGUAUAUUUUGCUGCAGUUUUUGUUUCAAAGAAGUGAGAGAUAAUCACUGGUGCUUGAUAGGUGACAUUACAUAAACUGAAGUCAUUGAUGGGAAAGAAAAUGAGUUGGUUCAGUGUCCUAAAGAGACUUUUCAAUCCUGGUGAAAAGUUAAAAGACAUUAAGAAAACAAAGAGUUCGGGAUGGAUUUUUAGGAGCUUAAAGUUGAAGCAAUGCCCUUCAAUCGAAGUGCCACAGAUAACAUUAAGUGAAGCAUCUGAAGAGCAGAGAAAGCAUGCCGUGGCUGUUGCAAUUGCAACGGCUGCUGCAGCUGAAGCUGCAGUAACUGCUGCAAACGCUGCAGCAGAAGUUGUCAGGCUGACAAGAGUCCAUACUGUUAUUGGGAAGAAUAAACAGCAUUUGGCUGCAAUCAAAAUUCAAACAUCUUUUCGGGCAUAUCUAGGAAGGAAGGCAUUGAUGGCUCUGAAGGGAGUAGUACGGCUACAAGCUGUCAUACGUGGGCAGAACACUAGACGACUAAUCCUCACUCGUUUGAAGUCUCUGCAGCCUAUUGCGAAACCUCAAGUUCAUCGAAUUAUAAUUCCUCAAGUUGAUAAAGAUUAUAUUACAAUUUCUAAUCCCCAAAAGAUUUUGCUGAACAAGGAUAAGAAGACUGGCUGCACAAUUGGUAAGAACUGGGAGGACAGCAUGAUGUCAAAAGAAGACAUGGAAAUUUCAUGGUUGCAAAAGAUAGAUGCUAUUGCAAGAAGAGACCGAAUGAAGAAAUAUUCAUUUUCCCAUAGAGAGAGAAGGACUAAUUUAACUCUGGAUAACUCAACAGACCAAGAUUUAAAGAGGAGGCCUUGGUUUGAGGAAUGCCAAAUAGACAAGUCAAAAUCAGCAAUUUAUUCAGAUUUAAUUGAUAUUGCUACAUACGGAACUAGACAACAUAAAAUGAGGUACGGUGGCCUUAAGGAUGAAGCACCGGAGGUUUUAAACUCGUCCCUAGCACUCCCAAGAAGAUCAUUCUGUGAUGCUAAUAUAAAGAAGUACUCAAAUACAGAUGACAGUUCUUUGCCAAGCUCUCCUAAAUUUCCAUCUUACAUGGGUGCCACUAAAUCAGCCAAGGAAAAAGUAAGAUCAGCAAGCACCCCCAGACACAGGUUAGGACAUGAUGAGCCUUUUGUUGUUCAGAAUUCAGUAUGUUAUAGUUCUAAGCUCUCUUCUUGGUCUUCUGUUGAUGGGGAAAUUGUCGGCAUCACUAGAAAGAGUAGUACUUGACAUCACUUCUUCCUGAUCAACUGUAAUUAUAUCAUGUGGUUUCCAUGUUGAGUUAGUGAUGUGAUUUCUGUGCUGUUAGAAUUCAAUCUAAAGGGCGCUUCUUAAAGUCGCAAUGUGAAGUGUACCAAUGUUGUGAAAAGUUCCAUUUACUAGUAAAAGACAGGCCUUUUUGAGACAAAUGACAUUUUAACAG
Messenger RNA from Daucus carota subsp. sativus, 3275 nucleotides. RefSeq names its product protein IQ-DOMAIN 12. The coding region runs from base 1913 to 3082 and encodes 389 amino acids. The transcript has 6 exons. Gene Ontology annotation, molecular function: protein binding. The record is from RefSeq and is a predicted model, not a curated record. NCBI's taxonomy places the organism in Eukaryota, Viridiplantae, Streptophyta, Magnoliopsida, Apiales, Apiaceae.